Messenger RNA from Penicillium maclennaniae, 1428 nucleotides. RefSeq names its product mRNA-binding protein NAB2. Bases 1 to 1428 code for a protein of 475 amino acids. The transcript is spliced from 2 exons. Gene Ontology annotation, biological process: regulation of mRNA stability. Gene Ontology annotation, molecular function: poly(A) binding. The record is from RefSeq and is a predicted model, not a curated record. Gene Ontology annotation, cellular component: nucleus; cytoplasm. NCBI's taxonomy places the organism in Eukaryota, Fungi, Ascomycota, Eurotiomycetes, Eurotiales, Aspergillaceae.
AUGCUUCCGACAAUCACCCAGGAUUCGCCGCUGGCGGCGGCCAUCGCCGAGACCAUUCAGCCGAAAUUGGUGGAGAUGGGCUGGAGCGACGCUGGCCAGGAGUCUGCUCUUAUUGAAUACAUUGUCCUGAUGUUGGUGAACGGCAAGUCUCAAGAACAGCUUGCAACCGAGCUCUCGAACGACUUCCUCGGUCUCGACGAAGGUGACACACAAGCGCUAGAGUUUUCAAGAUGGCUGUUCGGACAGGUUGAGAUUCUCAACCAACAGAUCAAUGGCGUCUCAAGUCAAACUUCAGGCGGACAGGCUCCUUCAUUUGGACAAGGUUCCGCACAGGCGCAAGGCUCUGGAAACGGAGAUGCCGAAAUGGGUGGCACUGAUUCCAUACCCACUGGACCCAAGUCGAUGCGUAAUGGAAACCAACGAGGUGGUCGAGGAAGAAUGCUCAACCAUCUGAACCGCAAUAUGGAUCGCGCCGGCGACGCCGCUCUUCAUCGUGUGAACGGACAACAAGGAAACAGCCGCAUCGGUGGCCGCGGCCGAGACCAGCGGGGCGGCAGAGGAGGUCGCGGAGGUCGCAACAUGGGCGGUAUGGGCAUGGGCAUGGGUGGAAUGGGAGGAAACAUGGCCAACGGCAUGAUGCAAAUGAGUCCCGAGAAUCAGAUGCAGAUCAUGAACAUGUUGGAAGAACAGGCACGGAUGAUGUCCCAACUAAUGCCCGGCUUUGGAUCUCCAGCUAUCAACCCAUCCUUCCAGAACGGUCAGGCCGGUCGCCCACUCGGUGACCGAGUCCAACGUCCUGGCAGAGGCGGACGGUUCCAAAAAGGCGAUCACAAGCCACGCCAUGAUGGAGGCGAUGUCGACAUGGAUUCUUCCAUGAGCGGAGGGCAAGAUGAGAGCAACACAGACAGCGUCUGCCGUUUCAACCUCCGAUGUACGCGCAAUGAUUGUCCAUUCGCCCACCAAUCGCCUGCCGCCCCCGAAGGCACCUCAAUCGACCCCGCUGAUGUCUGCUCCUUCGGCGCGGCUUGCAAAAACCGAAAAUGUACCGGCCGCCACCCAUCACCGGCAGUCAAAUCUUCACACCAGGCCGAGGAGAUGUGUCGAUUCUUCCCUCACUGCACGAACAAGUUCUGCCACUUUAAGCACCCCAGCAUGCCGCUCUGCCGCAACGGAGCUGACUGCAAGACUGAGGGAUGCAAGUUCACUCAUGUUCAGACCGCCUGCAAGUUUAAUCCGUGCAUGAACCCCAACUGCCCGUACAAGCACGCUGAGGGCCAGCGGGGUGCAUUCAACGACAAAGUUUGGACUCCUAACGGCGGCACUCAUGUGAGCGAGCGCAAAUUUGUCGAUGGCGAAGAAGGAACCGAGGAAUUGAUCAAGCCCGAGGCUGAGACCGACGGGUCUCAGGGCCAGGAAAUGACUGCGUGA